This is a messenger RNA of Grammomys surdaster, 2829 nucleotides long. RefSeq names its product ribonucleotide reductase regulatory subunit M2 (gene Rrm2). Gene Ontology annotation, biological process: deoxyribonucleotide biosynthetic process. Gene Ontology annotation, molecular function: ribonucleoside-diphosphate reductase activity, thioredoxin disulfide as acceptor. The transcript has 10 exons. Lineage: Eukaryota; Metazoa; Chordata; Mammalia; Rodentia; Muridae. Gene Ontology annotation, cellular component: cytosol. The record is from RefSeq and is a predicted model, not a curated record. The coding region runs from base 48 to 1220 and encodes 390 amino acids.
CCAGCUGUUUCGCUCGCCUCUCGUCUCCGCCGCUGCCCUCAUUCGCCAUGCUCUCCGUCCGCGCCCCGCUCGCCACCAUCACCGACCAGCAGCAGCUGCAGUUGUCGCCGCUGAAGCGACUCACCCUGGCUGACAAGGAGAACACGCCCCCGACCCUCAGCAGCACCCGCGUCCUGGCCAGCAAGGCAGCGAGGAGGAUCUUCCAGGACUCCGCCGAGCAUGAAAGUAAGGUACCUACUAACCCCAGCGUUGAGGAUGAGCCGUUACUGAGAGACAAUCCCCGCCGCUUCGUUAUCUUUCCCAUCGAGUACCAUGAUAUCUGGCAGAUGUACAAGAAAGCUGAGGCCUCCUUUUGGACUGCCGAGGAGGUGGACCUUUCCAAGGAUAUUCAGCACUGGGAGGCUCUGAAACCCGAUGAGAGACAUUUUAUAUCUCAUGUCCUGGCUUUCUUUGCAGCCAGUGACGGCAUAGUCAAUGAAAACUUGGUGGAGCGCUUUAGCCAAGAAGUUCAAGUUACAGAGGCCCGCUGUUUCUAUGGCUUCCAAAUUGCCAUGGAAAACAUCCACUCUGAAAUGUACAGUCUCCUUAUUGACACUUACAUUAAAGAUCCCAAAGAAAGAGAAUAUCUCUUCAAUGCUAUUGAAACCAUGCCUUGUGUGAAGAAGAAGGCCGACUGGGCCUUGCGUUGGAUUGGGGACAAAGAGGCUACAUAUGGAGAACGAGUUGUGGCCUUUGCCGCGGUAGAAGGAAUCUUCUUUUCUGGUUCUUUUGCAUCGAUAUUCUGGCUCAAGAAGCGGGGACUGAUGCCGGGCCUUACAUUUUCCAAUGAGCUUAUUAGCAGAGACGAGGGUUUACACUGUGACUUUGCCUGCCUGAUGUUCAAGCACCUGGUACACAAGCCAUCGGAGCAGAGAGUGAAAGAAAUAAUUACCAACGCAGUUAGGAUAGAGCAGGAGUUCCUCACGGAGGCCUUGCCUGUGAAGCUCAUCGGGAUGAAUUGCACUUUGAUGAAGCAGUACAUUGAAUUUGUGGCCGACAGGCUGAUGCUGGAGCUGGGUUUUAACAAGAUUUUCAGAGUAGAAAAUCCGUUCGACUUCAUGGAAAAUAUUUCACUAGAAGGAAAGACAAACUUCUUUGAGAAGCGUGUAGGCGAGUAUCAGAGGAUGGGAGUCAUGUCGAAUUCGACAGAGAAUUCUUUUACCUUGGAUGCUGACUUCUGAGUAACUGGUCGUGUGCUCUUUGCUGAUUUUUCUCCCCUUGUCAUUAAAUGAAAUCAGCAAAAACCAACCAACUGGCUACCCCAUGAAUUGUCACUAAAUUUGCUAGGUGUCUAAAAGCUGUGUAGCUACCUCAGUCCUGUUUGCUAGGCUUGUCACUAGAAGAGGAAAUCAUACUUCAAACAAUGGGUCCUUGGAUUCUUAAGGUCCUUGGUGCUUGGCUUUUACAAGUAGCAUGGUCACCUUUGACCUCAUCAAAGUCCUAACAGCGCUGGGCCGGGCUUUCUGAGCAGUGACCCCCAAGCAAGCAGGUUUCAACAUUUAGAAGCCACAGGGCUGUUUAAAGAUGUCAACCUCACUGCUUCCUGCAGGUAUAUAGAGUUUACUUAACAAGUUUGUAAAUAAACCUGGCACUUUGCACACAGACAUAGUACUGUCAGGGGGAGAGCCUGCUUUAUUUGGUUUCUAGACCAAGCAGGAAGUGUUCCAUCUACCACUGGUGGCAGUCCCAUUCAAAGUCUAAGUGACUAAGUUAGUAUUGAACAAGCACGCCAUUUCCAGGCUUUGUUCUUGUCAGCUUUGAAGCCUGUCCUGUGCAGCCCAGGCCCUAGCCUGCUGGUUCCGGUCAGUAGAUCAUCAGUUCAUAAGCGUCGGUGUGGAGACCUUCCAACUUGGAGUCACUAGAAACUUAGCCAUGAUUUGGGACACUUGCUGGUUGACUCUGUCUUCAUUUGUGUGACGAACAAUAUUUGUCUUUUUUUUCAAGUUGUACUUUGUCCCAUUUCUAGUUAGUACGGAGUCUUGCAAGGGCUUUGAAUAGUGACCUGUGCGUGGUCUUGAUCCUGUCAGUGGUAAAAUCAGGGGUGAAAUCCACUCAUUCCCAUGUUGAUUGUGUGAGGGGGCACUAUUGAAACUUAGUCCACUUAUUUUAAAUUAAAGAAAAAUUGAAUGCAUUUUAUGAGGUUUUACCUCUAUGCUUUUUUUUUUUUAAUUCUCAGUAUUAUCUUGAAGUUUGCAAAUGCUGUGAUUGUACUAUAAAUUCUGACGUUUGUCUAAAUAUGAGUGUCACAUGACUUUUUUUUAAAGUCAGAGUCUUACCUAUGUAACUCUGGCUUGGCCUGGAACUGGCUCUGUAGGUCAGGUUAGCCUUAAACUUGCCUAUGUCUCCCAAAUACUGGGAUUAAGGUUUCUGUCACCAUACCUGACUCUUUACCCAGUGAAUUCCUAAACACCAGAAACCAGUACUGUACAAGAUGUUAAUGUGUGUACAGACCAGUAGUUAACAGCUGGUUAACCUCAAUCUUCCUUUUUAUGUACAUUAAUCUUGUGUUUAGGGAAGAGAACAACAGCUAGAGUUCACCUAGUAAGUUUGAGGCCGGUGGUGGGUACAUAUAUGGGACUCCCUUAAAAACCAGAACAGUAAAAGCAAAUGUCCCCUAUGGUAAUUCACCCUCCUCUAACUUCCUUGGUAACUGAUAUUAUAUAUCUGCUUAUGACCUUUGUCAGUUUUCUUUAUUGUAUAGAUAUUAUUCCUGUAAUAUGAGAACCAUUAUACCUUUUAAAUUAUUGUUACUUAAAAUUAAUAAACUCCAAGUCUCAAAAUUGCAUGGCA